AUGGCUCAGCCACAAAUAUUGGGCAAUAGCCUGUCAAUUUUCAGCGCUACUGUCGAUCUGCUCGACGUGCCUAAUAUCCUGACAAGUCUAACAUCAAGCGUUCAGAAAAUCAUAGAGCAGCGGCGAUCGGGCAAGAAGAAAUGCGAGGAGUUGCAACUCGAUGCUAUCACUCUUAUCAGCAUGGUCGAACGCCCUAGCACAACUCAAAGUGAAUUGCAAGUGAAAAGAGUGAGAGAGCUCAUCUCAAAAAUCCAAUUUUGUCUCGCCAAAUUCGCAAAGGCAAACUGGCUCGACCACGCAGUUGAAGCCAUGUUCAAAGACGAAUAUUCGAAGCUACGAGACGAAUAUCGGCAACUGGAGAUGAAGCAUAUUUUGGCAUCUAUUGAUGAUAUCAAAAACAGCGACAAUCAGGCAGUAUCGCUUUUACAAAAAGUGAAGGAGGUAGUAGAGAAGAACCCAUCGACUCAUUCCCCAGUCACCCUAGCUCUGGACACCUCCAGCAUCGACUGGGAGUAUUCUAUCGGAAGAGGACAAGUGGCUGGAUAUGGCGCUGUCGAAUGUCGCAGACUUGAUGACAGCUUAAUGAGUCGGCAUGCAUUGCAGCUUUACCAAGACUUUCAACGGGGAGCGCAUAUCCAGACAAUUCACGGCAUUGCUGAGAUUAACAAGCAAGAAUAUGUUAUUAUGCAGGACUGCUCUGGGCUACAAACACUCAAGAGCUGGCGCGCUGAUGCCACUCGAGUUCUUAUCCUGCGCGAUCGAAUACGUAUCGCAUACGAUGUGGCUCAAUCUGUCGCUUGGCUUCAUGGAGGCGGGCUUCUGCUCAAGUUCCUAACCGAGACUUUCAUUCGCCUAUGUAACGACGGGAACUCUCACCCCAUUUUGACCCAGCUUGGGUAUGCACGUUGUACAAAUAGCGCCCGUAUAGACGCGAGGUACCAGGCCCCCGAGAUUCUACAAGAUCUUCUUGAGGGGCGAUAUUGCCAGCCUCACUCCUUAGCAACAGAUGUCUGGAGCUUGGGCAUUGUCAUCUGGCAAAUCCUAACAGACGGCGCUCCAUACCAGCUCGAGGAAGACAUGUACCUAUAUAAACCGGCAGAAGAGUCGUCGAUACUAAAACGCUGCUUGGAGAGGUCCCCGGUCCCGGGAGACUUCCCUCCUGAUCUUCCCUCGCCGCUAGUUGAGAUUGUUCAGAAUUGUUGGUCCCCUAUCGGUCAAGGACGCCCAUCUGCUAUGGCCGUGGCAAGCUCCCUGCUUCGAGUACAAGCUCUAUUAGACUCGGUUGCCAUCAAUUCUGGGCCAGGCGGCAUAGAUACCCCUGUCAGACUCAGCAAUCUCCAAGCCUUAGAAAAGGCACGGUCAGCGGCAUGGGACUUGGUUCAGAGAGCAAGACAAAGGGAAAAGAACCAAGACGAAGAACUUGAACAACUAAGCGAAGACCAUGUCAGUGUCAUUCUCUAUUGUGCUGAAGAUCCCCUCCAUCCCGAGUGUACUUUCCUGGUAGGCGCUAUGAUUUGGUGGAAGCUUAUCAACAUCUGGUUGAUUGAUAACUCUGUUUCAACUCGCGCUUUGGGAUUUAAUGGUAUGUUUGAUACAACACCUAACUCCUUUGCUGCUGUGUAA
Fusarium falciforme is the source of this 1623-nucleotide messenger RNA. Its product is annotated as Protein kinase domain-containing protein. The transcript has 4 exons. The coding region runs from base 1 to 1623 and encodes 540 amino acids. Gene Ontology annotation, molecular function: protein kinase activity; ATP binding. Lineage: Eukaryota; Fungi; Ascomycota; Sordariomycetes; Hypocreales; Nectriaceae. The record is from RefSeq and is a predicted model, not a curated record. Gene Ontology annotation, biological process: protein phosphorylation.